Scatophagus argus is the source of this 3382-nucleotide messenger RNA. RefSeq names its product junctophilin 3a (gene jph3a). Gene Ontology annotation, biological process: regulation of synaptic plasticity. The transcript has 5 exons. NCBI's taxonomy places the organism in Eukaryota, Metazoa, Chordata, Actinopteri, Scatophagidae. Gene Ontology annotation, cellular component: plasma membrane; junctional membrane complex; endoplasmic reticulum membrane. The record is from RefSeq and is a predicted model, not a curated record. The coding region runs from base 1105 to 3309 and encodes 734 amino acids.
AUCCUCACUAGGCCUCCGCUCAUUCGAUGGCUGCCUCGAAACUGUUCAGUACUAAACACUGUUGAGGACCAUCUUACGCCACGUUGACCUGCACUAAGUUUCUGAGGGAAAUCUCGUCCGUUUCACUUCACUACUUUUAUCUGUCGGCUUCAGUUGCUGUCACGAUAUUCCCCUACUGACGACAACAAAAUGACAUCGUGAUAAUAAUAAACGAUACCUGAUAGUUAAUAUGCCUUUCACUGUCAUCAAUCAGUAAUAAAGUCGUAUCAUAAUCAAUAACAAUACAUCAGAAUUCAUUUGAAUCUGCCAAGUUAUCAAAUGAUUGUGGUGAAAUAAAAAUAUUUGCAUUUGAAUUAAAGGGUUGAAGUGCUAAGUGGCAGAAAAUGGAAGUACUCAAGUAAAGUACAAGUACCUCACGACAGUACCUGCGUGCAUCCUGACGUUUGAAAGUCUGAGCCGUCAAACUCAGGCGUGAGUUCACCUGGUGUGCGAAGUGUUGUUUUCACACUGAAUUUCUCACUGCAGCUUCAGCUUCCAUGUUGCCACCCCGAGGCAAACAUCUGAAGUCGCUUUCUUUAUUAAAAUCUAAAAAUAAAGCUGCAGAAAGCUCAACGAGAAGAGCAACUGUUUGACGCGGAUCGCAUCCACAGCAGGUGAGCAGGUACGGCAACACCACCUGGACAAACCACACGCACAACUGCGUGCUUCCCGAACAUCACAAUAUUUUAAACUAACAAUAAGAUAGAACACUUUGUGUACAAGGAGCACGAAAGGAAGAAAUAAAAAAUGAAUACACUUACACAGAAAAUACGCGCAAUAUACCAGUUAUACUCCAAAAAACUUCAUGUAUCUGUGGCAGUGAGUGCCGUGUAAAGGAAAAGGUGUUCGCGACCCACACGGGGUGCGUUCACUGGACCCCGGGAAGCCGAAAGUCUUCUGCUGGGCUCCGCUCUUCGGUGUGUUUCCACCACUCUGCAGUGAGCAGAGCUGGUUUUGAUGAACCCCUUCUCAUCGAGGACUGUGCAGUCUCUUAGUUGGCUCUCCGUGUUGACUGACGGAAAGGGACUUCACUGAGGAACCUAUCAGGGUCAGUGGCUUGGUGGGAUGCGUCAUGGCUACGGCGUGCGGCAGAGCGUACCGUACGGCAUGGCGGCCGUCAUCCUCUUCCCUCUGCGAACAUCCAUAAACUCCCUCCGCUCCGAGCACAGCCACGGCCCUCCGGCUGUGCUGGAGGACGGCAGCGCCACCACACCCACAGACGGGGUGGUGGCCGGGCUGGCCGGGAGCCCAGUGGGACGAGGUGGGUUUGCCCUGACAGCUCCAAGUGAGGCCGAACGCCAGAGGAAAAGAAAAGGCCGCUUCCGCCAGUCCAUCCUGAGCGGCCUGAAGCUGCGCCGCUCUGAGUCCAAAAGCUCGCUGGCCAGUCAGCUCAGCAAGCAGAGCUCCUUCUGCAGCGAGGCCGGCAUGAGCACCGUCAGCUCUGCUGCAUCUGACAUCCACUCCAACGCCAGCGAGAGCGAACAAGGUGCUCCCGUGGACGCCACCGUCACAGAAAUGUACGCUGGCGAGUGGCGGAGCGACCAGAGGGCCGGCUGGGGCGUGAGCCGGCGCUCAGAUGGCCUGCAUUACGAAGGCGAAUGGGCGGCGAACAAGAGGCACGGCUACGGCUGCACCACCUUCCCUGAUGGCACCAAGGAGGAAGGAAAGUACAAGCAGAACGUGUUGGUGAGCGGCAAACGCAAGAACCUGAUCCCACUGAGGGCCAGUAAAAUCAGAGAGAAGGUGGACCGGGCUGUUGAGGCUGCCGAGAAGGCCGCAGACAUCGCCAAGCAGAAAGCAGAGAUCGCCAUGUCAAGGAUGAGCCACGCUCGUGGGAAGGCGGAGGCCGCCGAAGGGGUGGCGCAGAAGGCCAUGGAGGAGUGUCGACUGGCCCGGAUAGCUGCCAAAGAGCUCUCUCCCUCCUUUCACAUCUAUGGAAAUGGGCUCGAAUGUCAGAGGCCCAAGCACCAGGACGCCAAGGACAAAGACCAUGAGGUGAUCUCCACGGGAACAGACAGUCCGGAGCUGUGCACUCCGGACACCACGCCGCCUGUAAUCACACCUGAACUCAGCCCCGUGCUGAGCGUCCCCACCUCGCCCCCCCACAGCCCGCCCAAGCACGCCCAUCGUCCCAGAAAUGCUUGCUUCAUGCGCCAGAGUGCCGUGGACGAUCAGGGCGGGGCUGAGAUCCAGGUGCUGGUGGAGGGGCGGGGGAUGGAUCUGCCGAGGGGAGGGGCUAACAAUUGGACCGAUGACAUGUAUCCGGACCGAGGAGGCAGCAGCCGCUCGACCACGCCCUCCCUUCUGGAGGAGCAGGAGGGCCAAAUUAACGGCCACGAGCAAGCCCCUUUGUCCAACCACAAACCACGGGAGAAAUCCUUGUCCAAUCACAAGUCCCGGGAGCACGCUUCCUCCUAUAGAACAUGGGAGCAUUCCCUGUCCAACCAAAAGCCCUCCAAGCAUGCCUCUUCCAAUCACAAGUCAAGGGAGUACUCGUCCUCCAAUCACAAAACAUGGGAUCACUCUUCCACCAAUCACAAGGCCUGCGAGCAUGCCUCUUCCAACUACAGGCCGCAGGUGCACAUUUUAUCCAAUCACAAGGCCUUGGAACACAAUAUGUCCAAUCACAAGACUUCUGAGCAUGCUUCUUCCAAUCACAAGUCCCAAGAUUAUAUCUCCUCUAAUCACAAUGCAAAGGACCACGUCUCUUCUAGUUACAACCCUCGAGAGCAUGUCUACUCCAACCACCAUCCAAAGCAGCACAACCCCUCCAACCACAAGCUUAACGAGCAUGCUGUGAUCGACCAAAGGCUAGACGGCUUCACCGGGGGCUGGACUGCUGAAAGCACCCUCAGGUGGAGCCCCACCCACUCACGCCUCACAGAGCAGGACGAGGAGCGGACGAAUGACUAUACGGUUGACAUGAGGCUUCAGUGUCCCGACUCGCAGACGUCUCAGGGGCUGAGCCUUGAGUCCCCGCCCCCCAAAAACAACAGGCUGCGAUCCCGAGGCCUUCGGCCGGUCAGAGAGGGAUCCAUGGACUCUGUACAGAUGCUGGACAACCUGAAUGUGGGGGCGGAGCUGGAGGAGUGGCCGCUGCACAGGGACCUCACCCUCUCCCCGCCCCUGAAGUCUCAGCCCAUCACUCUGGAGCAGGAAGGAGAGCAUCUCACCCUCAAAUCAAACUCAGGCUCCAGUUCUAUCCUGGUGGUUAUGGUCAUUUUACUCAAUAUCGGAGUAGCCAUUCUUUUCAUUCACUUCUUUAUUUAAGCUUAUACAGGUAUGAUCUACUAAGACUUAUUGAUAACUACGGUAUAUUAUAUUAUUACUUACCGAGACGGAC